UACUAAGCCGUCAACAUACUAGCGUUAGUAAUUUCGCACCCGGCCCACCACACACGUAUAUAUAUACCGGGGAAAACGAGAUAUUUUGACCUGUGAAUGGACAGCGGAAUACAGAGUUGUCAUUAGAGAAUCGAAUUUGCUGGACCUAACGCGGAGGAAUGAUUUAAGUUACAUUUUAUACCAACGCAAACCCGAAGGCUCGGUCCAGCCCGGUACUGGUCCGCCUCUCGCCGUCGGUGGUGACUCACGGAGCUCGGGCCGUUGACGGAGCAUUGCUGACCGGUCGGAUAAAUCUACGGAAGGACCGACAGGAUUUCAGCAUGAAGUUCAAACCGAAUCAGACACGGACGUACGACCGGGAAGGAUUCAAGCGGCGUGCGGCGUGUCUGUGCUUCAAGAACGAACGGGAGGAUGAGGUGUUGUUGGUAAGCAGCAGUCGAAACCCUGAUCAGUGGAUUGUUCCUGGAGGAGGAAUGGAGCCAGAGGAGGAGCCGUGUGGAGCUGCUGUACGGGAGGUCUUUGAGGAGGCUGGAGUAAAGGGUAAAUUAGGACGUUUGCUCGGCGUGUUUGAGAACCAGGACAGGAAACACCGGACGUAUGUGUAUGUGCUGACGGUCACAGAAACGCUGGAUGCCUGGGAGGAUUCUGUCAAUAUUGGCCGGAAGCGUGAGUGGUUUCCUGUUGACGAGGCCAUUAAGGUCCUGCAAAGCCACAAACCUGUUCACGCCGAGUACCUGAGACGUCUGCGGAUCAGUCGCCCAUCUACCACCAACGGCAACCUGCUCCUGUCCCAGACAUCACCCAGCACCCUAACACCACUCUUCAGCACUCCGGCAUCAGCCACACGCAGAUAGGACACACACACACACACACA
Molecule: messenger RNA, 874 nt
Organism: Puntigrus tetrazona (Sumatra barb)
Lineage: Eukaryota; Metazoa; Chordata; Actinopteri; Cypriniformes; Cyprinidae
Gene: nudt4b
Product: nudix (nucleoside diphosphate linked moiety X)-type motif 4b
Exons: 5
Coding region: 321-854 (177 amino acids)
Biological process (GO): diphosphoinositol polyphosphate metabolic process; diadenosine pentaphosphate catabolic process; diadenosine hexaphosphate catabolic process
Cellular component (GO): nucleus; cytoplasm
Molecular function (GO): diphosphoinositol-polyphosphate diphosphatase activity; bis(5'-adenosyl)-pentaphosphatase activity; bis(5'-adenosyl)-hexaphosphatase activity
Source: RefSeq, a predicted model, not a curated record